Messenger RNA from Cryptotermes secundus, 2326 nucleotides. Its product is annotated as tudor and KH domain-containing protein homolog. Gene Ontology annotation, molecular function: RNA binding. The transcript is spliced from 11 exons. The record is from RefSeq and is a predicted model, not a curated record. The coding region runs from base 246 to 1847 and encodes 533 amino acids. Lineage: Eukaryota; Metazoa; Arthropoda; Insecta; Blattodea; Kalotermitidae. Gene Ontology annotation, biological process: spermatogenesis.
ACACUUUGAAGGUUAUUAGAUGGCGGUUACCGUAGAAGCGUGGGAACGGGUCAAAGCCGAAUUCUGUAGAAAUUAAGCUAGCGUUCUAAACUGUCAUUCAGUAAUUAUAUUUAUAUAAAAUGUUGAAUAAAUGUUUUGUGUUCGUACAGCUGUUAACGAGUGACAUGCUCUAGACGCUAAAAACUGUGAUGAAUCCCUGGCCGAUAAGGGGGUGAUGCUUCAUACUGCGACAGUUUGCACAGAAGAUGGAUGCAAGAUACGCUCUUCCAGUUUUAAUUGGUUUGACUGUGACAGGGAUUUCAGCUGCUUAUUUGGUGUACUUACUUCUCAGAAGGGAUGAAGAUGAUUUCAGUGCUUACAUGCAGAGGGUUAGAACUUCGCGACCUGCAGUGAUUGAAGUCAAAAUUCCUAAGGAUUGUGUCGGUGUUGUGAUCGGUCGUGGCGGAAACUCUGUUAAGGACAUUCAAGAGAAAACUGACACAAGAAUAAUGUUUAAAGAUGAAUUGGGAAACGAUCAGUAUCGAAUUUGUGUCAUUCAGGGCAAUCGAGAAGGCGCACAGCUUGCAGAGUCCCUUAUUCACGACAUCAUCUUGAACCAGCCUCUGAUUGAAAGCCAUGAGAUGUUUGUGCCACAGCGUGCAUGUGGGAGAAUAAUAGGAAGAAAUGGAGAUAACAUUCGCAGCAUCUCUCGAGCUUCCAAUGCAAAGAUCAUAGUGGAGGGAAGCAGUGGUGAAGCAAGAGAGUUUGUUGCAGCUCGCAGAGUAAUAAUCAAGGGAACGACUGAACAGAUUGCACUGGCCAAGUCACUGAUUGAAGAGAAGGUGAUGGAAGAUAUCGAGGUGAGAGAGAAAAUUCACGAGAGUCUGGAAAAACGGUCUCCCCGUAAGAAGACAGGUCCACAGUACCUCAUGUUAGCUGAUGCAGUUGAGGACGAGCAGACACAGCGGCAUAAUACUGAAUGUUUGCUGGACACAGGAAAGGAUGGGUUCCUAGAAGUGUAUGUUUCAGCAGUGGAGCAUCCUGGCCGUUUCUGGGUACAGGUUAUAGGCCCCAAAGCUGUUGAACUUGAUCACUUGGUGGAGGAAAUGACUGAAUUCUACAAGCAAGAGGAAAAUCGUGAGUGCCACACUCUCAGAGAGGUGGUGGUGGACCAGCUGGUGGCAGCUCCAUACAGCCAUGAUGACAAGUGGUACCGUGCCAGAGUGACGGGGGUGACACUGGAUGACUAUGCAGCUGAAGAGAGCCAGGUAUCCCUGUACUACCUUGACUAUGGAGACUCUGAUACAUGUCAAAAGAAACAGCUUUGUUCCCUGAGGGCUGACUUUUUGAAGCUGAGGUACCAGGCCAUUGAAUGCUCCCUUGCGAAGGUGAAACCAAAAGAAGGGGGCUGGGCAGAAGAAGCCACAGACUUGUUUGAAGACCUGUGUCACGUGGCACAAUGGAGGGCGCUUAUGUCCCGUGUAGAUUCUUACAAGGAAAGGGAGCAGUGUGAACGAGAAGGCAGCCCUAUCCCUGUCGUGGAUCUGUAUGACACAAGUGGAGCUCAGGAUAUCUGUGUGGCAGAGGAGCUGGUUAAGCAAGGGUAUGCAAUGUGGGAGAAAGGUCAGAAAGAAGAGCAGCAGAGGAUUGUGGGCAAGCAGUCACAACAGCUGCAUACAGACAGUAGUGAAGAUGUAUUACCUGGGAAGAAAAAUGAUGUCGUAAAUGAUGCUGCUGGCGGACAGAACAGUACGGCAUCUGGAAACUGCAAAAAGAUGAAGUCUGUGGCUCCAGAUGCUGCCAGCUUUCGAGCACCUGAAGGCUUGUGGGACGAGUAUGACAGUGAGGGUGGGCUGGAGAUGGGCUAAUUUCACGUCAGCAGUCGGCAGAGGCAACACUAGCUUCAGUGCAUAUUGAAGCAAAAGAAAUAUGUUCUGUGUAUAUUUAAGACACUUAGACCUGCGCAAAAGUUGAUUAGAUAGUGUUUGCACCCAGGCUGUUUUCUCCCUAAAUGACAAAUAUUUGGAACCAUUUUCCUAAACACCGCUUGAUGUAUCAGUAUUUCAGACAUUUUUCUUUUUCACCUAUUGCAUAAAUUUUCUUGCUAACAGUUCAUGGCAGUGAAACUGGUUAAUACAGAGGUUCUCAAUUAUUUUCAUAAAUAAUACAACAAAGUAUGAAAAACAAUCAGAUUUGAGGUUUCAUAUGGUGAGUGUUAAGAUUACGGCAUCAAGGGAUGCGGUACCAUGUCAUUUGAUAGAGGUAUAGCCAUUCACCACACUAAACAGCAUCUCAUUCCAGAAGGCUGUAAUAUCAUAAGUAAAUAAAUCUAAGGUGUUAUCAUCAA